AUGGUGCAAAGUGAACUUCAACUACAGCCCAGAGCAGGCGGACGAGCUGAAACUGCAAGCUGGGGAGACUGUGGAAGUAAUAAAGGAGGCCUUGAUAGCUCAGACACACCUUCAAUCAGCCCUGGUCCCCAGCAGCCUCCCAAGCUGAGCAGCCUGACAUAUGACAGCCCUCCAGACUACCUGCGGACAGUCUCCCACCCUGAGACCUGCAGGGUCCUGUUUGACUACCAGCCUGAGGCCCCAGAUGAGUUGGCACUGCACCGAGGGGAUGAGGUGAAAGUACUGAGAAAGACCACAGAGGAUAAGGGCUGGUGGGAAGGAGAGUGUCAAGGCAGAAGAGGAGUUUUUCCAGACAACUUUGUGCUCCCACCACCCCCUAUCAAGAAGCUGGUCCCACGGAAAGCAGUGUCUCGGGAAUCAGCUGCCAUUAAGGAACCAAAAAAGUUGGUGCCCAAAACAUCCCUCCCUACAGUAAAGAAGCUGGUGACAGCCCCCACUGGGCCCACCAAAGCCAAGACAUCUUGGACACCCAACAAGGACAGUCAGAAGCUCCCCUCCCGAGACUCAGGCACUAAUGGCAGCAUCUCCAGUGGAAAAGCUUCCCCAGCGGGAAACCACCUUGGCAGAAAGCGAUUCAAAACCCAGGCUCCUCGGCAACAUGCUGCAUCCAGUCAGGAGGGCAAGCAGGCCAGCCUGGCAAAGGCCCCUUCUGUGAGCAGAACACCCACUCUGGACAAGACCACCAACUCAGGGAAGAUCCCAUCUCCAGAGAAGGCCCCCAGGCCCGAGAAGAUCCCAGCUCCUGACCAAGUCCCCAUCUCAGAGGAGACCCUGACCCUGGAGGACAAGGCCUCUACCCCAGAUAACCCCACCCCCGAGAGGAUCCCGACUCCUGAUCAAGUCCCCAUCCCAGAGAAGACCCUGACCCUGGAGGACAAGGCCUCUACCCUAGAGAGCCCCACCCCCGAGAGGGUCCUGACUCCUGACCACGCCUCCACUCCAGAGAGGAUCUUAUCUGUGGAAGAGCCCCCUGCCCCAGAAGUCUCACCCAAGGAUGAAGUCCCUGACCCAAAGAUUCCCCCUCCAGGGGUUGAGACCCCCAUCCUAGAAAAGGUCUUGACCUCAAAGCAGGUGUUCUCUGAAGAAGAGGUGUCCAUCAGGGACAAUCCUCAGUGCCACCACUUCUUUCCUGAGGAAACCCUGCAGAAGGUCAAGUCCCUCGUGGCCAAAGAGCCUCAGUCCCAAGAGCAGGUACACAUGCCAGAGGAGCCCCUACUCCAGCAUGAUCCCUGUGAGAGACGCCUCUGUAUGUGGGUGCACCCCCUGCUUGGGGGAAACAGCACCUCACUCCAGUCUGAGUCCAGGUCUAAUCCUGAGGCCGGGCCUGCCCUUGAGAAACCCCGCCCCGAGGAAGAGGCUACAGCCCUCUCAGAGGAGGACCCUUCCAAAGAGGAGGCCACCCCUAAAGAAGAGGCGCCCCCCAAAGAGGAGACACCUUCGAAAGAGGAGGCGGCUCCCAAAAAGCAGGUGCCCCCUAAAGAGAUAGCCCCUGCCCCCAAAUACCCACAUUCUGUCAAGCCGACACAAGACCCCCAAGAGUCUCUCGCCCUCCAUUCCCGGGUUCCGCAAAGUUCCGCGGAAAGCCAGGGUGAUACGGUCGCCAUAGCGACGCUACGGCGAGAGGUGGCGUCUCUCAGGAAGACGCUGGAGCUGAUGCGAGCGCAGCUGGAAAGGAAGCUGAGCGACAUCCGGGAGGAGCUGAAGUGCGAGAGGGCAAAGCGCCAGCUGCUGGAGGUUCAGGUGAUGCAGAGGACCCCGAAGUCCCCGACCCGGGGCUCCAUCCAUGCGCAGACGCAGACUCACUGA
Molecule: messenger RNA, 1866 nt
Organism: Carlito syrichta (Philippine tarsier)
Lineage: Eukaryota; Metazoa; Chordata; Mammalia; Primates; Tarsiidae
Gene: MNMIP1
Product: SH3 domain containing 21
Exons: 13
Coding region: 1-1866 (621 amino acids)
Molecular function (GO): protein binding
Source: RefSeq, a predicted model, not a curated record